CGCUCAUUUGCUCAUUGCAUUUCAAUGUGUUAUCGUUGGCCAUUAAAAAAUAACACGAAAACGUUGGUCCCAAAUCGCGAGAAGAAUUCCACCUCCCUAGCAUUCGAGUACAUAUAAGAUUCUCAAGCCUGCAAAAGCUGGGCAUCAUCAUUUCAAAAACGUGCUAACGGUUCACUUGGUCGGUCGAAUCGGAACGAAUCGGGCGAAAGUCUCCAACACAAAUUCCGAAAUUUAACGCUUCGUGGUAUCCAAAUCGAAGGAGGCGGCGCAUUAGGCCCACUUAUUAGCCAAUUUCACGCCCAGAGAACAAGAGAUCCCCGUGAUUGAGUACCCUACCUAGUGUUUAUCAAAGCAAAGUCAAACUAAAAGCCAAACAGUGCCAAAUACAAACAAAGAUUCGUCGGCGGCGAAGUAAACAAAAUAUCGCAAAACGUGCGCGCCAACAAAAAAGCGAAAUAAUCGAAAUAAGGGAAAAAUUCGCCAUAAAUUUUCCCGACAUCCCGAUACCCCCUUUCCCCCCGCCGCCGCCUCCACCGCCUUGUAGAACAAAAGAAAGCGUUUUGCAAUAAACAAAACCAGAAAGGCAACAUGGAAGUGCAGAAGCUGCCGGACCAGUCGCUGAUAUCCAGCAUGAUGUUGGACUCCCGAUGUGGGCUGAACGACUUGUAUCCGAUCGCCCGGCUGACACAGAAAAUGGAGGACGCAUUGACCGUCUCUGGGAAGCCAGCCGCAUGCCCCGUCGACCAGGACUGCCCCUACACCAUCGAACUGAUCCAGCCGGAGGAUGGGGAGGCGGUGAUAGCCAUGCUCAAGACCUUUUUCUUCAAGGAUGAACCGCUGAACACCUUCCUCGACCUUGGCGAGUGCAAGGAGCUGGAGAAGUACUCCCUGAAACCGCUACCCGACAACUGCUCCUACAAGGCGGUCAACAAGAAGGGCGAGAUUAUCGGUGUGUUCCUAAAUGGACUUAUGAGGCGUCCGUCCCCCGAUGAUGUGCCCGAAAAGGCGGCCGACUCCUGUGAACAUCCCAAAUUCAAGAAGAUCCUCUCGCUGAUGGACCACGUGGAGGAGCAGUUCAACAUCUUCGACGUGUAUCCCGACGAGGAGCUCAUCCUGGACGGCAAGAUCCUGUCGGUGGACACCAACUACCGGGGCCUGGGCAUCGCAGGCCGCCUGACGGAGAGGGCGUACGAGUACAUGCGGGAGAACGGCAUCAAUGUGUACCACGUGCUCUGCUCCAGCCACUACUCCGCCCGGGUGAUGGAGAAGCUGGGCUUCCACGAGGUGUUCCGCAUGCAGUUCGCCGACUACAAGCCUCAGGGAGAGGUGGUCUUCAAGCCGGCGGCCCCGCACGUGGGCAUACAGGUGAUGGCCAAGGAAGUGGGUCCCGCGAAGGCGGCGCAGACCAAGCUGUAGACGAUCUGAGUUCGGAUUUUGUACUAUCGUAUGUGAUUCUUUAGUUUGUAGUUCGGUGGCGGGUUCCCAGUAGUGUAUCAACGUUCGAUUCAGCGUAGUGUAAACAAACAGUACAAGUUACGUAUUUAUCUAAUUUAAUCUUCCCGUCGCGACGGUAAACUUAAGUGUUUUGUGUUUAGAACGAGCUCAAAAUAAAACCUUGUCUUAAUAACAU
Drosophila melanogaster (fruit fly) is the source of this 1630-nucleotide messenger RNA. It is a transcript of the gene speck, whose product is annotated as speck. The record is from RefSeq and is marked reviewed. Gene Ontology annotation, molecular function: acyltransferase activity, transferring groups other than amino-acyl groups; aralkylamine N-acetyltransferase activity. Gene Ontology annotation, biological process: melatonin biosynthetic process. The coding region runs from base 589 to 1416 and encodes 275 amino acids. Gene Ontology annotation, cellular component: cytoplasm; nucleus. NCBI's taxonomy places the organism in Eukaryota, Metazoa, Arthropoda, Insecta, Diptera, Drosophilidae. The transcript has 5 exons.